AUGAACAAAAUGAGGUUUCUGAACUUUCUGCUCCUGGUCUUCCUGCCUCAGGUCAGGGGUGAGGAUGCAGACCCUCUCUUCAGAGCUGCAGGCAGUGUGAUCGAGCUGGGUUACUGCUUUGGAGUGGACUAUAUUGUGGUUUACAGAUCAGGACCUGAGGGGGACCAGCUGCUUGGGAAUUCCUCUGCAGAGCACACAACCAUCCCACCUCCUGCAGACCUCCAGGGCCGCGUUCGCAUCAACAAAGAUGAGCAGCUGCUGGGGUUGCAGAUCAGCAACCUCACUCACCUGGACUCAGGUAUGUACAGGAGGGAGUGCUGGCAGAACCAAACACUCGUCAGUCAGCAGAUGCAGCAGCUGUCUGUGUGCACCGAGGAGAUUAGUGCUGAGGAGAUCAUCCUGAAGCAGGAAGAAGAAGUGACCGAGCUCAGGUGUAACCACUCCUCCCUUGGUGAGGAGGGGGCGACCGUGCGCUGGUUCAGGGAAAAGUACCCAACCUAUAAGCUGACUCUGGUCCUGGACAGCAGUGUGUCUCUGAUUCCACUGCAGGAGGAGCUGCGAGGCAUCAUGGAGGUCAGAGAGAGCGGGGCGCUGCUCCUGCUCAACAGCGUCGAGUUGAAGACCAAUCAACAUUUUUACUGUUUGGUGAUGAAGGAUAAAAAGUGCACCAGUUUCCAGAACUUGUUCCUGCCUGACCACAGCGAGAGCAGGGAAGUCUUCAUCUCAUUGGGGGAGCGGGUGGUGCUGACCUGCCCCCCCGAAGGGACCAACCACCAAUGGGACACGCCAAUGGGAAGGCUGGACGUCAACACCACUGCGAACAAACACAUGUUUUUAUCUUUGAGUAAGGAAUCACAGGACUUCUCGCUGGUUAUUCCUUCAGUUUCCAGUGAACUUGAUGGGGACUACUCCUGCAUCUCGUCCUCACUGGAGGUCCUGUACACGCUGAUUCUCUGCCCUAAAAAGGAAACGCAAAACAAAGUUCUUGAUGAGGGCAGAGAUGUCUUGCUGGAGUGUGAUGUCAGCAAAGAGACUUCCCAAAGGGUGCAGUGGUACCGCCGUGACUCGGCAGGUAAACAUCAGCUCAUCCACGACUCAGACAACAACAUGGGUCCUGUCCCGUGGGAUCUGACUGGCCGACUGACGCUUUCAGGGAAUAGCACCUUGCUGACAAUCGCCAACUUACAGGAGAGGGAUGGAGGGGUGUACUGGUGUACUGUGUUUGGAGGGCUUGGGUUUCUGGAUGAGCUUGAUUACGAGGAUUACGAUACGGAAUAUACGGAUGAAGUCCUAAGUGAGGGUGAGGGUGAAGGUGAGGGUGAGGGUGAGGGUGAGGGUGAAGUCAUUGAUGAUCCCAUCUGGGGAACAAACAAGUGCGUCUUUAAACAGGAGACCAUUGUGACCCUAACUGUGGAUCCAAAGCCACCAGGAAUUAAAAAGACUGUCCCCACAUCUGAGCCUCCAGGGGAUUCUUCUGCCAAGAUUGGUGUUGGCGUGGGGCUAGGGGUGCUCGCGUUAUUGGUUGCAGUGAUAGUUGUAAUGUUUGUCCUAAAGAGGAAGUCCCAAAAGCCCAGUGAUGCGGCUGCUCGCUCUGCACAAAGCGCUCCCAGUGAUAUAAAACUGGACGUGGACCCUGACUGUGCUGACCCCAUGUUAAACCACAAAGAGGAAAAUGUGGAUUAA
Messenger RNA from Xyrichtys novacula (pearly razorfish), 1683 nucleotides. The record is from the annotation of a GenBank genome assembly. Lineage: Eukaryota; Metazoa; Chordata; Actinopteri; Labriformes; Labridae.